UGAAUAUUAUAUGAGAGAAGGAAAUUAUGAACUGAGUUGAAUUGAACUAAUUGGAGCUGAAAUGAACCGAACUGAAAUUAAGCUGAAGUGGACAUACCUUGAAUUGAGAAGGAAUUUCCUUGAAAAAAAACACAAGUUUAUCUCAAUUGAACUGAAUAUUUUAUGAGAGAAGGAAAUUAGAAACUGAACUUAAAAAAAAAAAAUCAAGCGAAUAAGCCCUUAUUUAUAGAAAUAUAUAUGAUGCCAACUACGAGUAAGAUUUUAUGUUGAUUUAUUUACGAAAAUAACACUGCAUAAAUUGAGGCUUCCUCAAAUUUCCUCGAUUGCAAAUUGGAGAGAAGGUGACAGUUGCAGAGUACAGUAAUGGAGGGAAGGCGAUUCAGACGGCAGUCAAGAGUUCGAGCUCACACCCUUUUACCCCUGCGUUCUACUCGUCUUUCCAACACCAUUUCUUGCUGGUAUUGUGACCUUAAAAUUUCUCGUUUCAAUGAACCCAUUUACCAAUUUGGGCAGAAAUACGCCAGAUAUUUGAGAGUUUGGUUUUCUGUGGGAGUUGGUUUCAGUUUAAGUGUGCUUUUUGGAGUCACCAUGAUUCUUAUUUGGGAAUCAGUGGCUACUUUAUGUCUAUCUGAUGGAAGAGAUAAAAUAAGUGAUCUUUUCAGCUCCUUACUGUUUGGUGCUAACCCCUCUGUUUUUGGCUUUUAUAUGUCAUUGACUGAUGUUUUAUACUUGGUAGUCUCCACUGUGGUAUCUAUAGCAGUGCAUGAAUUUGGACAUGCCACUGCUGCUGCAAGUGAAGGAAUACAGUUGGAGUACAUUGCCAUAUUUCUAGCUGUUCUGUUUCCAGGGGCAUUGGUUGCACUUAAUCACGAAUUAUUGCAAAUUAAACCACACUCUGCUGCCCUUCGUAUAUAUUGUGCUGGUAUUUGGCACAAUGCUGUGUUUUGUGCAGCUUGUGGUUUGGCGCUGUUGCUGUUGCCUCUAAUGCUUUCUCCUUUCUACAUACAUGGGGAGGGCCCUGUGGUACUGGGUAUCUCUGGAAGCUCACCUGUGUCUGGUUAUCUGUCUCCUGGUGAUGUCAUUGUGUCAUUGGAUGGAACUAAAAUUAGCAAUGCACGAGAAUGGCUAGAAAUGGCAAAUUUUCUGGAAAAGCAGACAUUGGUUAGCUCUGAAUCCCAGGUUAUGAAAGGAUCUCUGACUGUUAAUAGGAAAACUUACUGUGUCCCUAGUUCUUUGGUGGAGAAAAGUGUAACUGUGCUCUUGAUGAGUAACCAGACUGCUUGUCCCGAUGAGCACUUUGCUUUUGUAUCUGUUCCCUGUUUCGAAUCAAGUGCUCAUUCUUCCAACAAAGAGGCAUAUGAUAUUCAGAGAAUUAAUAAUAAUGGAUACUGCCUCAAUUCUGCUGAUAUUGUCAAGCUUAAAAGUUGCAAAAGCUUGUGGACAACUGAUAUUAGAAGUAGCUGCAUAUGCUCAGAGAAUGAGCUUUGCAUGUCACCAGUUCAAAUGCCUGGUGUUGUGUGGGUUGAGAUUAUGUAUAGAAGUCCUUACUCUCUUCAAUGCAUGAAACUAGAAAAAAACCUGACUGUUGUGGAGAGUUCUGAUUCUGGGGAUGACUGUCACAAGUCAUUUCUAUUUGUUGGUGAUGUGAUUUCUAUGGCACGUUCAGUGAGUAUGACAUCAUUCCAACCACGUGUUGCUUCUCCGUUUGGCGCAUAUCUAGCAGAUAUGCUAGAGAAGAUUUUGGCGUGCACCUUCCAAGUGUCGGUUGCUUUGGCCCUCCUCAACAGCCUUCCGGUCUACGGUCUCGAUGGUGAAUCAAUCUUGGAGGCAAGCUCUUUUUAUGUUACUGUUUUGAGUCCUGGGAGGAGGAAACUCUUGCUUCAAGCUUCCCUAUUUGGGGGCUCCAUCAUUUCUUGCCUUGUAUUUAUUAGAAUAUUUCUCAUUAAAUUCUGCUGAAUUAAUCAUCCAGUGCUGUCCAUCUGCUUUGACGUGGAACUUAUUGACUCGGGCAAAUAAUCUGACAGCCUGUCUGACAUCUUUAUCAUAGUAGGAUGAGAUAUAGUUGUGAACUUGUGACCAAAUAAAACUCCAUCUGGUCUCAACAGCUUGUAAGCCUUAUUGAUAUCGAACCAGCUGAGUGGAAUUCAUGCCUUGCAUUAACCUCGAUUAAGUCACCAUAGAUGCCCCAUUCACAGAGCUUCUCUGAAGCGGAAAUUUUUGAAUGUUGUGUAGGUCCUGGCCUGUUCGGAAAUUCAUCUAGGCAGAUGAUCUGUGUCUCUAAGCCUAGCUGACUUGUCAGAUUGGCCAUGUAGGUUGCAGAUACAUCGAAGGAAGCACUUAACUUAAUUAUGCUCUUUGGUUGAACUCUCUGGAUUUAACUCGUGUAAUUCACCUCAUAUAAGCCCCACCCUUUGGCUCUCUUUGACAGGAGGGAUGAGGUGAUUCUUGGUGGGAUUGGUAGUCUUUUUUAUUAAAGGGUUGAAGGCGGUUAUGAUGAAGUCAUCAUUGGAUGUGCCAUUGUAUACUUGAUCAAUAAUUGUCGGGCAAACGAAUUCAGAAGGCACUGGUUCAGCACAGUGAGCUGUGAGCUAACUGUACAGAGGGUAAGAUGUAGUAAGAAUGAUUUUUUGACAGUGUAAAGAUGUUUUGGAGAUCAUGAAAGUUGUGAUAUCUUUGAUUUUGAAAGAUGAGCCGACCAAGUGGCCUGAGUUGUAAGAAACAGUGAGGAGAAUGAUGUGAGAUAGUGUUGCAAGGGCAGCAGAUAGCUUUGCUUUGGUGUUUAACCUGCUGAGAAGAUUGAUCUCCAGCUGCUGAUUUUUCAUGUUUGCCUUCAGCUACAAUUUGGAUUUGGAUAGCUCAAAGUUGGUUGAAAGACAUCGUAAUUUAAUGGUUAUGGUGAUAUGUCUAUAGUGUGUAGGCUUCUAUUAUAGUAACACGAAGGCUUGGACGACAAUAGUUCGGGUUUUUGUUAAUGCAAGUUGGACAUUUGUGAUCUACAUGCACCAACUCAAGGGGAGGUAUUAGAAGUCAAUUGGUUAUGUUAAUAUCUUGUAAUUAUCAUAGGUAAAUAUAUCUUUUAGAAGUUUUGGACAAGUUACGUUAAUAUUGAUUGUACUCGAUAUAUUUUUGUGAUGAUCAAUACAAAGCAAGUCGAUUGUUUUCUCUAAUAAUAAUAUUUAUAGAAAAAAUAUUUUAACAACAAGUCGAUUGCUACAUAAAUGAGCCUUUCGUUGAGAGUCUAUAAUAAAUAAAAUAUA
Chenopodium quinoa (quinoa) is the source of this 3257-nucleotide messenger RNA. RefSeq names its product membrane-bound transcription factor site-2 protease homolog. The coding region runs from base 364 to 1956 and encodes 530 amino acids. Gene Ontology annotation, biological process: membrane protein intracellular domain proteolysis; regulation of response to endoplasmic reticulum stress. The record is from RefSeq and is a predicted model, not a curated record. Gene Ontology annotation, molecular function: metalloendopeptidase activity; protein binding. Lineage: Eukaryota; Viridiplantae; Streptophyta; Magnoliopsida; Caryophyllales; Amaranthaceae. The transcript has 12 exons. Gene Ontology annotation, cellular component: membrane; cytoplasm.